AUGUCUGUCUCACACUUAGCCCCGGAGUCGGCCAACCCGCAAUGUGUGGAUGACGUGUGUCUUAAUUUGGUAGCAUGCAAGAGCACACCGCAUGAUCGUGAUAUUAUGGAGCCGCAACUAAAGCAUUUUACCGGUAUCACAGACCCCUCUGCCUCACAGAAAACAUUCUCGCUGUCCAAGCUUUGCGGGGAGCAGAUUACAGGUACGCAAAAGGAAACUAAAGAAGAUGAGGUGGCAUCGACGCAGCAGACCCUGGUAAUGUCCUGGAGAUAUGACAGCGAUCCUCCGAAAAUAACACGUAAGGAGAUAGAGGACGCAUUUAAAGCGCUCUCUAUCGACACUUCUGUGACGGGGACAAGGGAAUUCCAACAUAAAAUUUACAUAGACUGCCUAACAAGGGUGACCAAGCCACAGUUUGGGCCGAUAUGUCGCUACUUUGAGAGUUUGCACAAAAACACCCAGUUCUUCAUGAGAUAUGAUAAAGUGAACGACGAGGAGCAGGCGACUGUGUUCUUGGGAAACGUUCUUGGCCUCACUGCAAACGAUCUGGCUAAAUCCAUCGAGCAAAGGCUUGGAUUCAUCCCCAAAGCUAUUCGAAUACCUAUUAACAAGCACACUGAAAAGCCUAAGCCAGUCGCAUACGUGGUCUGUGAUUCACGCGAUCAAGCCAAAGAGCUGGCAGAAAACCUACGGGGCGAAAAGCUCGGUCUGUCCAGUGGCAUCCGCACCGAUCUGCUGGUUCACGAGGGCGAGUCCCGUGUAACUCUCAAGCCUAGGAAGCAACACAGUAAGUCUAAGACAUCUUAG
This is a messenger RNA of Giardia duodenalis, 807 nucleotides long. Its product is annotated as RNA recognition motif-containing protein. Lineage: Eukaryota; Fornicata; Diplomonadida; Hexamitidae. Bases 1 to 807 code for a protein of 268 amino acids. The record is from RefSeq and is a predicted model, not a curated record. The transcript has a single exon.